Messenger RNA from Nannospalax galili (Upper Galilee mountains blind mole rat), 2268 nucleotides. RefSeq names its product solute carrier family 44 member 4 (gene Slc44a4). The record is from RefSeq and is a predicted model, not a curated record. Gene Ontology annotation, molecular function: thiamine pyrophosphate transmembrane transporter activity. The coding region runs from base 28 to 2148 and encodes 706 amino acids. Gene Ontology annotation, biological process: choline transport; thiamine pyrophosphate transmembrane transport. Lineage: Eukaryota; Metazoa; Chordata; Mammalia; Rodentia; Spalacidae. Gene Ontology annotation, cellular component: plasma membrane. The transcript has 21 exons.
GGCUCCAAUCACUCCGGAGACUGAACCAUGGGGAAAAAGCAGGAUGAAAAUGAGGCUUAUGGGAAAGCAGCCAAAUAUGACCCUUCCUUUCGGGGCCCCAUCAAGAACAGGGGCUGCACAGACAUCAUCUGCUGUGUCCUCUUCCUGCUCUUCAUUUUGGGUUACAUCGUGGUGGGGCUUGUGGCCUGGGUGUAUGGAGACCCUCGGCAGGUCAUCUAUCCCAGGAACUCCACGGGGGCCUACUGCGGAAUUGGGGAUAACAAGGAUAAACCCUAUGUCCUGUACUUCAAUAUCUUAAGCUGUGCUGUGGCCACCAACAUCAUCUCGGUUGCCCAGAAUGGCCUACAAUGUCCCACACCCCAGGUUUGCGUGUCCUCCUGUCCAGAGGCCCUAUGGUCUGUGGAAGGGAACCAGUACUUGAAGACAGUUGGGGAAGUCUAUAAUGAAAACAGGAUCUUUUGUCUACCAGAGGUACCCUCGAAUAUGAUAGUGCAGGAAAGCCUGCAACAGGAGCUCUGUCCCAGUUUCCUCCUCCCCUCCACUCCAGCUCUGGGGCGUUGUUUUCCAUUAACCAACGUUAACUUCACUUUGCCCAACUACCCAUGGAUCAAUAGCAGCACUGUCUCUCAGGGGAUCAGUGGCCUCCUUGACAGCAUCAAUGCCCGGGACAUCUCUGUGAAGAUCUUUGAGGAUUUUGCCCAUUCCUGGUAUUGGAUCCUCAUUGCCCUGGCUGUGGCUCUGGGGUUGAGUCUGCUGUUCCUCCUGCUCCUGCGCCUGGUGGCCGGACCCCUGGUGCUGCUGCUGAUUGUGGGCGUGCUGGCGGUGCUAGCCUACGGCAUUUACCACUGCUGGCAGCAGUACCGAGCGCUGCGGGACAAGGGCGCCUCCAUCUCCGACCUGGGCUUCACCACCAACCUCAGCGCCUACCAGAGUGUGCAAGAGACCUGGCUGGCUGCCUUGAUCGUGCUGGCCGUGGUGGAGGGCAUCUUGUUGCUCCUGCUCAUCUUUCUGCGGCAGAGGAUCCGCAUCGCCAUCGCUCUGCUGAAGGAAGCCAGCAGGGCUGUGGGGCAGAUGAUGUCAACCUUGUUCUACCCUCUGGUCACCUUUGUUCUCCUGGUGAUUUGCAUUGCUUACUGGGCCAUGACUGCUCUGUACCUGGCCACAUCCGGGCAACCCCAGUAUGUCUACUGGGCAUCCAAUGCCAGCGCACCAGGCUGUGAGAGCGUGUCCCUGAAUUCAUCAUGUGACCCCAUGGCCCCACCCAAGAACUCCUCGUGCCCAGGGCUGACGUGUGCCUUCCAGGGCUAUUCCUCCACAGGCCUAGCACAACGGUCACUCUUCAACCUGCAAAUCUACGGGGUCCUGGGGCUCUUCUGGACAGUUAACUGGGUGCUGGCCCUGGGCCAGUGUGUCCUGGCUGGGGCCUUUGCCUCCUUCUACUGGGCCUUUCACAAGCCUCAGGACAUCCCUACCUUCCCCUUGUGUUCAGCCUUCAUCCGCACACUCCGUUACCACACUGGGUCACUGGCAUUUGGAGCCCUCAUCCUGACCCUUGUACAGAUAGCCCGGAUCAUCCUGGAGUACAUUGACCACAAGCUGAGAGGAGCCCAGAACCCUGUGGCCCGUUGUAUUAUCUGCUGCUUCAAGUGCUGCCUCUGGUGUCUGGAGAAGUUCAUCAAGUUCCUCAACCGCAACGCCUACAUCAUGAUUGCUAUCUACGGGAAAAACUUCUGUGUCUCAGCUAAAAAUGCCUUCAUGCUGCUCAUGAGAAACAUUGUCAGGGUUGUUGUCCUGGACAAAGUCACAGACCUGCUGCUGUUCUUUGGGAAGCUGCUGGUGGUCGGAGGUGUCGGAGUCCUGUCCUUCUUCUUUUUCUCUGGUCGCAUCAAGGGGCUGGGGAAAGACUUUGAGAACCCCCAACUCAACUAUUACUGGCUGCCCAUCAUGACCUCCAUCGUGGGGGCUUACGUCAUCGCCAGCGGCUUCUUCAGCGUUUUUGGCAUGUGCGUGGACACGCUCUUUCUCUGUUUCUUGGAAGACCUGGAGCGCAAUGAUGGUUCUGUGAACCGGCCCUACUAUAUGCCCAAGUCUCUUCUGAAGAUUCUGGGUAAGAAGAACCAGGCACCUGACAAGAAGAGGAAGAAGUGAGAGGCAAGGCCCUGACCCAGGACUGCAGCCACCUGUGCAGACGCCAAGCCACACUUGCCUUACACAACCUGAUUUUGUAGUAAACAGAUUUUAUUAAAGAUUAAUAUUUUGUUUUCUCAA